Messenger RNA from Bombus terrestris (buff-tailed bumblebee), 2408 nucleotides. RefSeq lists its product as uncharacterized. Gene Ontology annotation, molecular function: diacylglycerol O-acyltransferase activity; long-chain-alcohol O-fatty-acyltransferase activity. Lineage: Eukaryota; Metazoa; Arthropoda; Insecta; Hymenoptera; Apidae. The coding region runs from base 245 to 2185 and encodes 646 amino acids. The record is from RefSeq and is a predicted model, not a curated record. The transcript has 6 exons. Gene Ontology annotation, cellular component: plasma membrane. Gene Ontology annotation, biological process: triglyceride biosynthetic process.
ACAUUAAAUUAAGUUAGCGACGAUCGAUGACAAGUGCUUCACUAUAAAAGCAACAACUUUGUUCAGACUAGUCUUACUUGGUGCUGAUCAGCACUGAGAGAACUCAGGGUUAUCUGAUUGUUAUUAGUCUUCGUGUGUAACGAAUCAGUGCGAUAAAAAAUAUAACGACAAAACAUAGAAUCUGAACAAGAUUUCGCAUUUUCGAAGCAGAAGGAUUCAACAAGUGUAAAAUUGAUAAAACAUCAUGACGAAAAUAUACGAAGCAUUCUUCAUGCUCUACACCUUUCUUUUCUCUCCGCUAAUUAUUUUACUAUUAAUAUGCUCGUACUUUUAUCGUCGAAUCGUAGAGAUCGUUCUAAGGAUACAAUUGAAGGAUAACUUCGCUGGUCUUCUUGAUGGGACGGAUUGCGUUUGGGCUAUAGAACAAUCAUCGGCACUUUCUGUGAACAACAUCCUUAUGAUCUUAGAAAAAGAUGCUCGACAUUCGAACGCCAACUUUUUGGAGAGUUUUCGAGAUUUGGCAAAAAAUCGUAUAGUGUGCUCGUCUUUCGAGAAGUUGCUGUACAAGAGAAAGAGAAAAUUCGGCUACUAUUUCUGGGAGAGGAGCGAAGAGAUCGAUCUGAAAGGACGGAUCAGAUGGUUGGAAUAUGAGCGUGGGAACUGCGACGGAUCCUGUGACAAUAUUUAUAACGGUCACUUGAAAAGGGUUUUGUCGAACGUUUGCAAUCAGCCUUUACCGGAGAAUCAUACAGCAUCCUGGGAGAUUUUAAUCGGAAAAUGUUGUCCCAGAUCGAGUCAUCAUUAUCUUCGACGAACGGAGGAACGUUUGACGAGCAAAAUCAAGGUUCCUAUUUUGUUUCGUGUCCAUCAUUCCUUAGGCGAUGGUAUGGCUCUCCUCAAAUUCUUUAGGGACAUUAUUAUCGACAAAGAACCGGUCCCAGAAACGUUCUUGCAGUUGGAGCAUACGAGUUUUAGAAUGAAGAGCGAGAAAACGAAGAAGUCAAAUGCGACAGUACCUGUGACGAAUCCUGUGAAUCCUUGCUUGAACAUCGACAACAGCUUAAACAGCACUACAUUUCAAAAGGAUGUUAUGUCGGCUACCAUGCCGUUCAUCUAUUUGGUGGUGUUUCAACAUGUUGUUAAAUUAUUAAAGAAAAGGUUCAACGAGGGACUAGAAUACCUGCGAAAUGUUACUUUGGAAGAAUUGAGACAGGAAACCAGACUAUUUCUAAUGGGAGAACGAGAUAAAUUAAAUACUUUUUUCUCGGAAAUUGUUUGGAAAAAGGUACAGAAUUAUUUAAAAAUGACGAAGAUUAUCAUAGAUGCUCCUGGUUGCUUGAUUCAACAAGCUUUUCGUAGCAUGGACAAAAGCGCACUCCAUGGAGCAGAAUUAUCAGGUGAAAAAUUGAUCUCUUAUUGGCUCGAGGAUGAUUUCAAGAAUGCCUGCAAUCAGAGACUCUUUACAAAGAUUCAGAACAUAAGAAGCAUUACAGGCGCAAGAUUUGGAGACGUACUAUUAGCUGCUCUAUCCGUUAGUUUACACAAGUACUUUCUUCGGAUGAACGAACCGGUUCCAACGAAAUUAAGCGUUGUCCUACCGAUGAAAAUCGAGGAAUGGAGCGAGAACCUUCCGUUGCAAAAUAAUUUCUCAGUUGGCAUAUUGCCGCUUUGUAUUUCGCAGAUAAACGGCAAACAGCUUGCGGAUCCACGUGAAAAUUCUCAACUUUUAGAACGCCUUGAUGCUAUUAAGAGAGCAAAUGAUUCGCUCAGAAAGAGUCCUGAUUACAAAGUGAAUUUUUUGGUGAUGAAGUAUCUCACAGCUGUGUUGCCUGAUAAAUUUUUACGACCGAUUUUUAGGAGUUACAGCACGAUGGUGUUUAGCAAUUUAGUUGGUCCUCAGGAAGUAAAAUUAAUGGGCUAUCCUUUGAAAAAUAUCGUUUUUUGUAUACCAAACAGGAGUUACACGGGGAUUGGAUGUUCGUUGUUAACUUAUCGGGGUUAUUUGCACUUAUCCUUGAUCGCUGAUAAAGCUUUGGUGCAAAAUGAAAAGGCUCUUACAAGAAUCUUGGAGAACACUGUAAAUGAAAUUGAUAAUCUUUACGACAGGCUAACAUUAUCAUUUUUUUCGAAAAAACUUCAUAGGAGUAUAUCAACACCCACAAAGAAAGCAAUCGGUGUGUUGUAAAAUCGUGGAAGGCAUUUGUAUCUCUUAUUUUUUUGUAUUCAUUAUUCACAUUUUUUCAUAAAAUUUUAUUUUAUAAUACACCGGAAAUGUUUUACCAUUGUAUUUUAUCAUACAAAAUCGUUGUAAAUAAUUGACUUUUAUGCUGAUUGCGAGACUCGAUGAAUUGCGUAUUCUGAUUUGUAUUUUUAUUAUAUAUAAUAAAAAAUAUAUUUUCUUAAACAUA